AAACCUUUACAAAAGAAAAAUGGAGCAUAUGGGAACUAGAGUGAUAGAGCCAUUGAGAGUGGGAGGAGUGGUCGGAGAUGUUCUUGAUAAUUUCACUCCAACAAUUAGAAUGAACGUGAGUUACAACAAGAAGCAAGUCUCCAACGGCCAUGAGCUUUUCCCUUCAGCUGUCUCCUCCAAGCCUAGGGUUGAGAUCCAUGAUGGUGAUCUCAGAUCUUUCUUCACCCUGGUGAUGACAGACCCUGAUGUUCCAAAUCCUAGUGACCCCUUUCUAAAAGAACACCUGCAUUGGCUCGUCAUGAACAUCCCCGGCACAACAGAUGCUACAUUUGGAAAAGAGGUAGUGAGCUAUGAGUUGCCAAAGCCGAACAUAGGGAUACACAGGUACGUGUUUGUUCUAUUCAGGCAGAAGCAAAGACGUGUUAUGUUGCCAAGCAAUAUUCUUUCAAGGGAUCAGUUCAACACUCGCGAAUUUGCGAUCGAGAAUGAUCUUGGUCUCCCUGUCGCGGCUGUCUUCUUCAACGCCCAGAGAGAAACCGCAUCUCGCAGACGUUAAUUACGUCUAUAUCCAUCAAAUGCAUAAAAAUUAAUAGCAUGUUUAUCUCUGUUCUCCAUGUUUAUUUCUGUU
This is a messenger RNA of Raphanus sativus (radish), 628 nucleotides long. RefSeq names its product protein TERMINAL FLOWER 1. NCBI's taxonomy places the organism in Eukaryota, Viridiplantae, Streptophyta, Magnoliopsida, Brassicales, Brassicaceae. The record is from RefSeq and is a predicted model, not a curated record. Bases 20 to 556 code for a protein of 178 amino acids. Gene Ontology annotation, biological process: vegetative to reproductive phase transition of meristem; negative regulation of flower development. Gene Ontology annotation, cellular component: nucleus; cytoplasm. The transcript has 4 exons.